This is a messenger RNA of Nelumbo nucifera (sacred lotus), 2719 nucleotides long. RefSeq names its product endoglucanase 19-like. Gene Ontology annotation, biological process: carbohydrate metabolic process. Gene Ontology annotation, molecular function: carbohydrate binding; hydrolase activity, hydrolyzing O-glycosyl compounds. The record is from RefSeq and is a predicted model, not a curated record. Lineage: Eukaryota; Viridiplantae; Streptophyta; Magnoliopsida; Proteales; Nelumbonaceae.
CUCCUCCAUAUAUACAAGGUUGUGUUCUUCGCAUUUCUCCGAACGCUCUCCUUCCCUGUGUCUCCGUCCUCAGAGGCGCUGCUUCUCGUUACCUCGGUUUUUGGUUGGUUUAUCAGAAGUUUUUGCUGAUAAAUCAUACCAACAUUGUCGUUUUCCCCCUUACAAUCUUACAAUCUUCUCUUCUGUGGUGUUCCUGAAAGAGGAUUCUAAUGGGUUCCUCAUUCGGGUUUUAGAUCCUUCCUCACCUGUUGCAGAAUAGAUCUGUCUCUCUUGUUUGUUCACUGAGCGGAUCAAGUUUCUGCAUUCGGAUUUUGUUGCCUCCCUGUAACUCUUGUUUGCUUUACAAACAUGGAGAAGCUUCGGAGAUGCAUUUCCAUAACUCCCCUGUUUAUGCAUGCCUUACUUGUUUGGCUCCCUCUUGCUUUUGCUGGGCAUGAUUAUGGCCAAGCCCUGAGUAAAGGCAUUCUUUUCUUUGAAGCGCAGAGGUCUGGUUACCUACCCAGGAACCAGAGAGUUCAGUGGAGAGCCAAUUCCGGUCUGCAAGAUGGGAAGGCUAGUGGGGUUGAUCUGGUAGGAGGGUACUACGAUGCAGGGGACAACGUGAAGUUUGGGCUCCCAAUGGCCUUCACCAUUACCAUGAUGUCCUGGAGCAUAGUUGAGUAUGGGAAGCAAAUUGCUGCAAAUGGAGAGCUUGGACAUGCCAUGGCUGCUGUGAAAUGGGGCACUGACUACCUCAUUAAAGCCCACCCAGAACCAUAUGUCCUCUAUGGAGAGGUGGGUGACGGAAACAGCGACCACUACUGCUGGCAGAGGCCGGAGGACAUGACGACGGAUCGCCGGGCCUACAAGAUCGAUGCGAAGAACCCCGGUUCCGACCUGGCCGGAGAGACAGCAGCGGCAAUGGCAGCAGCCUCUAUCGUCUUCCGACGCUACAACCCGUCUUACUCCAAUGAGCUCAUUAACCAUGCUAAGCAGCUGUUCGACUUCGCUGACAAAUACAGAGGCAAAUACGACAGCAGCAUCACAGUGGCGCAGAAAUACUACCGAUCUUUCAGUGGCUAUGCGGAUGAAUUGCUUUGGGCAGCUGCAUGGAUUUACAGGGCAACCAAUGAUGUGUAUUACCUCAAUUACCUGGGCAACAAUGGUGACUCCUUGGGUGGGACUGGUUGGGCCAUGACUGAGUUUGGAUGGGAUGUCAAGUACGCUGGGGUCCAAGUUCUUGUUUCCAAGUUUCUCAUGCAAGGGAAGGGUGGUCGCCACUCGUCGGUCUUCCAAAGAUACCAACAGAAGGCGGAGUAUUUCAUGUGCUCAUGCCUUGGAAAGGGGACCCGGAAUGUGCAGAGGAGCCCUGGAGGCCUUCUCUUCCGCCAAAGGUGGAACAACAUGCAGUUUGUAACCGGUGCAUCCUUCCUGCUCACCGUGUAUUCCGACUAUCUCUCUUCUGCUCAAAGAAGCGUCAAGUGUGCUGCUGGAACUGCCUCUCCCUCUGAGCUUCUUGGCUUUGCCAAAUCUCAGGUGGAUUACAUACUUGGGGACAACCCAAGAGCCACAAGUUACAUGGUUGGGUACGGUAGCAAUUACCCAAAACAAGUGCACCACAGAGCAUCCUCCAUUGUGUCUAUCAAGGUUGACCCUAGAUUUGUUAGUUGCCGAGGGGGUUAUAACACUUGGUUCAGCCGGAAGGCAAGCGACCCAAAUCUCCUAACAGGUGCUAUUGUUGGUGGUCCUGAUGCCUAUGACAACUUCGCUGAUCAGAGGGACAACUACGAGCAAACAGAACCAGCAACCUAUAACAAUGCUCCCCUUCUCGGUGUAUUGGCACGACUUAGUGGAGGCAGCGGUGGGUUUAAUCAACUCCUACCAGUUGCACUCCCGCCACCUAAAUCUGUAACCAAGCAACCAACUCCAGCACCACAACAUAAACCAACACCUGCCCCAGCUAUAUCUUCUGCCCCAAUUGCUAUUGAGCAAAAGACAACAACAUCGUGGAAUGCCAAGGGGAAAACUUACUACAGAUACUCAACCAUGGUGACAAACAACUCUGGGAAAACUGUCAAGGACCUUAAGCUUUCGAUAUCAAAGCUUUACGGUCCUCUUUGGGGCCUCAACAAGUCUGGUGAAACCUAUGGAUUCCCGUCAUGGAUCACCUCUUUAGCUGCUGGGAAAAGUCUUGAAUUUGUUUACAUUCACUCUGCCUCUGCUGCUGACAUCUCAGUCUCAAGCUACACUUCGGCUUGACAGAAAAGCCAACUAAAAUACGGAGAAGAGAAAGAUGCAUUCUUGAUUUUGGGGGGUUGAAAUGUAACAAUUGUGCAGCUAUAGUGYUAUACAAACAGCAGUCCAGAAGGAUUCUUUUUUUUUAUCCUUAAUUUGGGGUCUGAUUAUGGUAUUUAGUUGAAGCUUAGGUCAAAUAAGAUGAGGGUUAGGAGAGAAAGGUGUGAAGAGACAAAGGAAGGAGCGCUCAUCCUCUUUCUUCUCCACUUCAUUGUAGUUAUAUAUAGCGAGACAUUUGAAGGAAGACAAACAGAGAGAGAGAGAGAGAGAGUUGGGAAGGUGAUAAAGGAGGCCUUUCUCAACUGAUUUGAAGGAGUCUUUGGUUUCUUUGUAUUUAAAUGACAUUUGUGGACUUUGUGUACCCAGGUUGUAAGCUCUGCAACUUUGUUGUUUCAAAUAUGAAUACAGUUUGUGAAAGGAAAUAUCGUACCUCUACUUUUUUUUU